Messenger RNA from Mytilus californianus (California mussel), 4468 nucleotides. RefSeq names its product proprotein convertase subtilisin/kexin type 6-like. Gene Ontology annotation, cellular component: trans-Golgi network; Golgi membrane. The transcript is spliced from 16 exons. Gene Ontology annotation, biological process: protein processing. Gene Ontology annotation, molecular function: serine-type endopeptidase activity. The coding region runs from base 108 to 2270 and encodes 720 amino acids. Lineage: Eukaryota; Metazoa; Mollusca; Bivalvia; Mytilida; Mytilidae. The record is from RefSeq and is a predicted model, not a curated record.
UUAAAAAUCUUUGGUUAAAGUAACACGUAGCUGUAUCACAUUCUCAACGUGGCAUAUUUCGAAAAAUAUAGAUUUUUCAAAACACUAGCCUUUUGAAUUGAACAAAAAUGAAUUUUUAUUUUUCGCUUCUUAAUUUAUACUUGUUCCAUUCAGUUUUUGGUUUUAGAAGAUCAGAUUUUAGAGAUGGAGAAUUUACUGACAGGAUAGUAUUCACAACAUCAAGAGAAGACGAUCCAAACAUAUGGUUUAAUAAGGAACAUCCGGGAUUUGAGUAUAUCGAGCAGUUUCGGAUAGGACAAGAAGUAUAUAUCAAAGCACAGAUCCGACAGACAAGAACAAAAGAAAAACUGAGUACUCUUAGAGAAGACACUAAUGUAAAUCUAUUGAGACAAAGUCCAGGGAUUAAAUGGGUUCAACAAGAAAUAGGCUAUGUCAGAGUACCAAGAACAGUGGAUUCAGAAUGGAAUAAUCUUUGGUAUUUGAAUGACGAUGUUACCCCAACAAUGAAGGUCAGUAGCGCCUGGUCAGCAGGUUACUCUGGUUCUGGUAUCGUCAUUGCAGUAUUGGAUGAUGGAUUACAAACCGACCAUCCUGAUCUUGCUGCAAAUGUUGAUACUACCAAUGAUAAAGACAUUUAUAGUUCCGAUGAUGAUCCAAAGCCGCCUUCAGGCAAAAGUCAUGGUACACAAGUAAGUGGAUUGAUUGCAGCGGUGAAAGAUAACAAUAUUUGUGUAGUCGGUGUCGCAUUUAGUUCCACUCUCAUAGGAGUUCGGAUAUUGGGUUCCCAUGCUAUAUCAGAUUCAGAUGAAGCUCAAGGUCUUUCUCACUAUCUGUCAAAUGUCGAUAUAUACAGCAAUAGCUGGGGACCUGGUGACGGUACUGGUUUUAAUGGUCCUGGUUCACUGACAAAGGCAGCACUGCUGGAUGGAGUGACUAAUGGAAGGAACGGUAAAGGUGCUAUUUACAUAUGGUCAGCAGGUAAUGGAGGUACUGCAGACAACUGUAAUGCUGACGGCUAUGUCAAUAGUAUUUAUACUGUAGCCAUUUCUAGUGCAACGAUUGGUCAAAAUGCAUGGUACUCUGAAGUAUGUGCUCCUGCCUUAGCUGUAACAUAUGGUGGAAGUGAGAAUGACAGGUACCUGACAACAACUACAAUAGAAUCAGGAUGUAAAAGUGAUGGUAUCCAGGGGACGUCGUACGCAGCACCCUUAGCGUCUGGUAUAAUUGCUCUAACACUGGAGGCGAAUUCCGAUCUAACUUGGAGAGACAUCCAACAUCUGAUUGUUUUUACAUCAAACAGGACUAGUUUGAAUGACACCUACUACUCUGAUUGGUCAAUUAACGGGGCAAAUAAAGAAUUCAGUCAGAUUCUUGGUUUUGGUUUAAUGGACGCUGAUGCUAUGGUGAGCAAUGGUAAAAUCUGGGUAACAGUUCCAACACAACAAACGUGCACCACAUCUACAAUUUCUAUUUCCUUUGGAUUUACUGUCCCAAUCAUUUAUUUCAUUACUGUAACCUCUGGUGACUGCCCAUCUAUAAAAUACCUUGAACACGUGGUUGCACAUAUAACAUUCUCCUACUCAAGCUUAAGAGGGGUUACUCAGUUGUAUUUGGUAUCACCGUCUGGUACAAGAAGUCAUCUCUUACACUACAGACAUCAGGACGCUAUAGAUAAUGGAGCAGCAGGGAGUCUAACCUGGGAUUUUAUGUCAGUUCAUUUUUGGAAGGAAAAUCUCAUUGGAACCUGGUCCCUGGAAAUAAGUCCGAAUCUAACUACUGUAACUGUAGCCUUAGACACCUUGUCCCUUACAUUUUACGGAACUACAACAGACCCAUGGCCAGCACAAGAAAGUGACGUCGUAACAACAGAACCAACUACUGACGCUGUAACAACACCAAAAAUAACUACUGACACCAUAACAACAGAAGCAACAACUACUGCUGAAAUACCAACAACAAAAACAACUACAGACGCCAUAGCAAUAACAAAAACUACUUCUAACACCAAAAUUACAUCCCCAAAUAUUGUAGAGCCACAAGAUACUCCUUUUACUUCACCAGUUACACCCGUUACUCCGGAAACAAACACUAUGAAUACUACCAAUAGCACUAGCAAUGUCGGAUCAAGAUCUGCAAGCGAUAAUACAGCUAUUAUAGCAGGGACCGUUACAAGUGCUGCUGUAGUGGUUUCUGCUGUCACAUUCUUUGUAUUACGUAAGGUUUGUUGUGGUACAGCUGCUGGAAAUCCUGCCGUACAUCCAUCAAUCUAGGAAGAAGAUGACACUUAACAAUGAUAUCACAACACAUAAUCAAAAUAAACACGGAAAGUCAGACAUUUUCAAACGGAUACUUGUUUCUAUAUUAUAAGAGAGUUCAUAACUCUAUCUUUAUAUUGACUUAACAGUAUAUUUCUUCCUCUUUUAUGAACGUUAAAUGCAAAGUACGUGUACGCAAAAUUUACAGAGUGAAUGCAAAGUACGUGUACACAUAAUUUUCAGAGUGAUAUAUUUGUUUUUAGGAACAGAAAUGCUCAAUCCUUUAGGUAUUGUUUCCAAUAAUGAGAUGUGAAAUGGUUGCCGAUUGUUUUUGUUUUUAGAGUUUUUUAAGAAUACAAGGAGAAAUACUUGAUAAUGAGCUGUUUAUAGCCUUGACUUAUGUUUUUUGUGGUAUUAGCUACUGUCUCCUUUUGGCAGUCAUUUAUUAGAUCUCUUUUUUUUAUAUUGGUACUGUAAUUUUAUAUUUUUCUACUUUUUUUUUAUUUUUCAAUUAAUUGAUUUGAAAUGUGAUUUGUAGAUAACUUGUGUUAACAAUGUUUUAUUUCUCCCAAUUCUAAUAGUUUACCAGCUACCUCAAUUCAUGUAAAACUUCACGUUACUUUGUUGUAUAAAGUUUGUCCUAUCAAAUUAUAAGCUGGUAUCAUGUUUUUCUGAAAUUGAAUAUUUAGAUUUAUAUUAAGCGAUAGCUGGAAAAGAAAUCACAGACUCAAAUCCAUUUUGAACUGAUCCCUUAAGGAGCAAAAGAAAUUUCCUGUCCAGCUUUUACAAAAUUUACACAUUGCAAUGUUUUGGAACUGCAUUUCAUUGGCAUCAUUUUACCUACGUUUUUAUGCGUCUUUAUUGAUAUGAUUCAUAGCUCCACUGUUAACAUAAGCAGUCCCAUCGCAUACAAAUGAAAAAUUGUAGCUUCCUUUUAUUCUUCAUUGAACCAUGUAAGUAAAGUCCUUUGAAGAAACAGUAGAAAUUCCUAACAAGCCUGAAUCACAAUCGGUCUUCAGCAAACGAUUUAUCGGAGGAUGUCACUGUGUCCUAACAUGCCGGAAUCAUAAUCGGUCUUCAGCAAAUGAUUAAUUGGACAAUGAAACUGUGUUCUGACAUGCCGGAAGCACAAACGGUCUUCAGCAGACGAUUUGUCGGAGAAUGUCACUGUGUCCUAACAUGCUGGAAUCACAAUCUGUCUUUAGCAAACAAUUUAUUGGAGAACGUCACUGUUUUCUAACAUGCCGGAAUCCCAUUCGGUCUUCAGCCAACGAUUUAUUUGAGAAUUUCACUGUCUUGCUCGGUUUGUUGUUGAUAUUUUACACUUUAAAAUAAUGUUUCAAAAUUUGUUUAACACAUAUCGGUCAGUUUUAUCCUAUGCUCAUCCAUUUUACACGAAUUUGCUUUUGAUAAGACGUUUGAAAAACAAGAUUCCAUAUUUAGUAAUAUUGAAUAUUUCUGUAAUAUUUUCUUGUUUACUAUAUCUGGUUAUACUAACUUAGUAUUAUGAAUUAUAAAUUUUAAAUCUUGUUAUGUGGGAAUGAUUUAAUAUUGAAUUGUUAAUAACAUUUUUUGUGGUGUACAUGUGUUAUUCCAUUUGCAGGAAUUCAAUUUAUAUAAGUUGUUCUUUUCAUAUUUAAACAAGGCAAAUGCGUAUAUGUAAAUGCAGCAUACAGAAAUUUAUCAGGCCACCCUUAAAAAUUCUUUGUUUGAUGUUGCCUACCCAUGCCUUGUAGGGUUAUAACAAAAACUCUUUAUUGUAUAUUUAUACAUCACAAAAAAAAAAAAAAAAAAAAACGAACCUCAUCCAUUGGAGUCACAAUUUCUAUUGCAUGCAACUUUUAAAAAAUAUUUCAAAUGUUAAAAUUUUAACACAACGUUUCUGACGUCAUAAAGACAAAAUUCUUUGAAAAAGUAGAAGUUUCUUAAUUUCAAUUUUUGACAUCUCAAAAACACAUUCGUGACAUGCUUGAAAUUAUAAUGCAUAGAUUUUUAAACAUAAUGUUUUGUAUUUAUAAAACAUUACGUGGGUAAAUGUACUUAUGAAGCAGAUAUUUUGAUAUACAUAUGUACGUGAUGAUUCCCCUUUUUAAUCAUAUACGUACUGUAACUGUGAUAUUAUUUUUUACAUUUUUGUUAAUAAAACAGUUGAACAAUGCGACUUCCUAACCAAUUGUUUGUGCUAUAAAUCCAAAAUAAAACAUGACUACACA